Messenger RNA from Amphiprion ocellaris (clown anemonefish), 6659 nucleotides. RefSeq names its product SHC (Src homology 2 domain containing) transforming protein 3 (gene shc3). Lineage: Eukaryota; Metazoa; Chordata; Actinopteri; Pomacentridae. Gene Ontology annotation, molecular function: receptor tyrosine kinase binding. The transcript is spliced from 12 exons. Gene Ontology annotation, biological process: intracellular signal transduction; cell surface receptor protein tyrosine kinase signaling pathway. Gene Ontology annotation, cellular component: plasma membrane. Bases 2007 to 4031 code for a protein of 674 amino acids. The record is from RefSeq and is a predicted model, not a curated record.
UUGCAGAGGCAGAAAGGCCUUGCUUCCAUUCACAGAAACACUGGUAUGCCAGCCUGCUCUUUCAUUCACAUAGAAGACUAAAUAUUGCAUGCUUUUUUGUCCUCUGCUCUUUUCUCCUUUGUCUUUUUGCCUCCUCUGUUGAUUUGCGAGGGGCUGCCUUUUCUUCCCUGCUUUUGUGUUUGCCUUUGUUUCUGAGGAGAGAAGGCAGACGUGCGGUCUUUUUUUUUUUUCUUUUGCAAGGCAGGAAAGAGAGAUAUUGGGAGGGACUGCAGUGCGAAAUCUGCGGCACAGUGAGAGCGGAAGCUGCUUAUGAAUGAGUGUCAGUCUCUCGGCUUUGCUAGAUGCUCCUGAGGACAUUUUAUAUGAAUGUGUGCUUUCCGCUACCGGGGAGACAGAGAUGCUUCAUUGCUGCUGGUUUCAAGGAGACUCUUGAGCUUUUUCUGUUAUCCUUUUGCUUGUUUCAUUGACUUAUCUGCCUGAGAAACAUGUCGUUCCUUCUGUGUUUUUUUUGACUUGUAUCAUUCAUGUAGUUCAGCCUGGACCAAUUGCUGGGGAUUUUAGACUGGCUGUGAAUCUGUAUCUGCUUCCUAGUUGUGGAACUGAAUUUUUUAUUCCUUUGUUGCAGAAUACUUAUACAGAAUUAGUGCUACAUAUUAGACACAUUGUAUCAAAACAGUUUUUUUUUGGUAAAAAUGGAAAAAAAUUGCUUUUUUUUGGAAUUAAUGCUUGUUUCUAAGUAUUUUGUGGAGAAACAAGAAGUGCAUUAACUAGUCGUAGAUUUUGGACAGUACAAACCUGUGGUACAAGAGUGAUGUCUACUCAUGUUCUGCAGCGAUUAUAAAUUAUCAUUGCCAAUUUGGUAAUAAUGUUACAUAUUCCCGUUCAUGCUGAAAUGUUACUGUAUUGUUUCUUUUGAGGAUUAAGGGAGGUUUCUUUUAUACCCGUUUAAGGUAAAUCUUAAUUAUCCAUUCAACUCAAGGUUUUAUCCUUAAAUUAAAGAAAUCUGUAUCGUUUGUUGCAGAAGGUUUUGGCAGUCACUUUAAUUGUAGCUGUCAGUUGAAUUACUGUUAGCUUUCAUUACUUAUUUUACUUUAUUUAUUGGCAACUCUGUGAUUAGUUUCUGUUGUCAUCCCUUGAUCACAACUCAGAUCAUCGAUUUUUGACAUUGUUUAAAACAUUAUUUCAAGUGAAUUAUUAUGAAUACCUAUUUCAGUAAGUUAGAUAAUCGAGCUAUCUCUCAUUCUUCAUUUCCUUUUCUCAGAAAAACAAAUAAGGGGGAAAGAGUUAUGGUAAAUAAAUAUGAGACUGGGGAGUUUAAAAAUUGAUUGGCUCUAGUGUGCUGUAAGUGGGAGGUUUUUUUCUCCCUCCAACAGGAAGUGAUUUGCAGUGUUCAGCAAGCCUUUUGUUGAGAAGGUUUUCUCAGAUCAGUGAGUCAUGCUUUAGCUCUGAGCCGGCAGGCAGCAGUCAGCAGAGAGUAUUUGCUCUUCCCUCGCAGUGUCCGUGAUCAUCAACAACACAGACCUUUUUCUGUUCUCUUACUUUUUGGAUUUUGAGGCUAGAAUUCAACAGCAGCGGCAACAACAGCAGCAGCAUCACCGCUGGAAACCAAAUAAGGUGAACCACAACACUGGCAGCCUUUUAUCCUCUUCUUCCUUUGCUUCAGUGUUGUGUUUCCAUGGAUUGUGUCUGUAUAUUUCUCUCUGACGGAUUGGAUUGCAGCUCUGGAUUUUACUGAGAGCAGAUUGGACUUUGGCGACAGCAGCAGCAGCAGCAGCAGCAGCAGCAGCAGCAGCUCAACACAACCACCACUGUAACCUCAAUAGAGAAAAUUACAGUCAGGUGGCCUGUGAUUUCCAAAAGGCGUUUUGCUGCCUGUACCGUUGCUGCUAUGUUACAAGAGAGGAUAAUCAGCACGGCUCAGCCACGUCUGCCAGCACACUUGUGAACAAGGCAGGCUGUGCGUGUUGGUUGGUGGAGAGAGGGGAGAGAGCAAGAGAGAGAAGGGUAUGCUUCACCGUACCAAAUACAACCGCUUCAGGAAUGAGUCAGUAACAUCCGUCGAUGAGCUUCUCCACGGCCUGUCCAUGAACCCCAAGGUCUCGGCCACCCCCCAGUCUGCAGCCGAGACAUCUUACACACCCCCGACUGAGGUUCAGCCCUCCUCCACCACCACUUCUUCCAGCACCCCCACCAGCCACGGCUCUGACCACCUGGAAGAUGGAGGCACCACCCUCUGUACCCUCAUCAACAAGGUGUCCAGCCUGAAAUUCAGCAACUCAGGCAGCUUGCUCGGCAUCAAGGGUCUGCCCUCGGCAGUCAAGGACCUGGCUGUGUCUAAGCUGCAGGGGGGUGGGGGAUCAGGCUCGGGCAGCUCCAGUGGCCAGAGCCCCAGCGCAUCGGCAGCGGCAGCGGCAGCAGCCUCUGGUGUGGGCGGCUCUUUGUGCAGCUCGGCCUCCCAUUCAAGCCCCUGCUCGCAGCUAGAGCCAGCUGUUAGCAUGAGCAAGAAGAGCAGGCUGGAUGAGCUCCAGCCCAGCGGAGAGGACUGGAAUUCAGGUGGAGGUGGUGGACUGGUGAGCAAACCCUCCAGAGGAUGGCUACACUCAAACGAGAAGAUCUCUGGUCCAGGAGUGACAUACAUAGUGAAGUAUCUGGGUUGUAUAGAAGUCCUUCGGUCGAUGAGAUCCCUGGAUUUUACCACGAGGUCACAAAUAACAAGGGAAGCCAUCAGCCUGGUGUGUGAGGCUGUUCCAGGGACCAAAGGAGCACUGCGAAAGAGAAAGCCACCAUCCAAAGCUUUGUCCAGCAUUUUGGGGAAAAGUAAUCUGCAGUUUGCUGGUAUGUCAAUCAACCUAAAUAUCUCCACCAGUAGUCUCAACCUGAUGACCCCCGACUGCAAGCAGAUCAUAGCCAACCAUCACAUGCAGUCCAUCUCCUUUGCAUCAGGUGGAGACCCUGACACAACAGAUUAUGUUGCCUAUGUAGCAAAGGACCCUGUUAACAGAAGAGCAUGUCACAUCCUGGAGUGCUCUGAUGGACUUGCCCAGGACGUCAUCAGCACCAUCGGCCAGGCCUUUGACCUUCGCUUCCAGCAGUACCUGCAGUGUCCCUCAACCAAGCUGUCCUCCACACAUGACAGGGUAUUAAACAUGGAGGAGUUGCCGUGGACAGAGGAAGAGGAGGAGUCAGCAGAGCAUCCUUACUAUAACAACAUCCCCGGCAAGAUGCCUCCCCCUGGAGGCUUCAUCGACACCCGGCUGACCAAUCAGAAUGCAGCAACAGAUGGCUGCCAGCAGAUGGGUCCAGGAUCAGUGGAUCAGACAUAUUACCAAGGGCGGCAUUGUGAAAACUGGGGAGAUGAUAGAAGGGCCUUCUUCAUGCAACAGGGAUCAUUUGAUAUAAACAGUCUACCAGAGAGUAAAAGCCAGGCACCAAAAACCGGAGAGAUGCCCACGUAUGUGAACACGCAGCAGAUUGAUGCCCAGGUGCUCGCAGCGCUCCAGGCAGAGGCAGAAAACGUGACGAAGGGCAUGGCAGCCGCCGCCAAGGAGAGCCCACAGAAGGACCUGUUUGACAUGAAGCCCUUCGAAGAUGCCAUUCAGUCCCAGUCUCAGCCUCCCUCCCUGGGGCAGGUGCAGUCACAGAUGUCGGGUCUCCACAAGGCGGCGUCCGUGGACAACUCAAGCCCUCUUCUUGUGCGCUCGCUGGCCUUCCGGGCGCAGGAGGAGCUGGAGGGCCAGACGUGGUACCACGGCAAAAUGAGUCGCCGCGAUGCUGAGAAACUGCUGAGAGACGAUGGGGAUUUCCUCGUCCGUAAGAGCACUACCAACCCAGGGUCCUACGUACUGACGGGCAUGCACAAUGGACUUGCCAAACACCUGCUGCUGGUGGACCCUGAGGGAACGGUACGGACAAAAGAUCAUGUAUUUGACAGCAUUAGCCACCUUAUUGGGCAUCACCGUGACAACAGUCUGCCGAUCGUGUCAGCCGGGAGUGAACUGUGUCUCCUGCAGCCUGUUGGAAGGAAACAGUGAUGCUUGCAAAGCCUGAUGGGAAAUGGGAAGCUGUUAUCGGUCUCCCAUCCUGGAACUUGAAGGAGAAACAUGAGAAGAAGAUGCCUAAAGGCUCUUUGUGCUGACAGAGUUUUUAGGAAAACUGACCUGCAGUUACUUCAAUGGAGCCACUGGAAGAUUUGUUGAAGAUAAAUAAUUAUUUAUAGAACUGUUAUUAUUUUGUUGUGAUGACUGAAAUGCUAUAUUUUUAAGAAGACAUAGGUGCAUUUGGACAUAAUAUCUUGAUUUGGUGUUUUAAAAGAUUAAAAAAAGACAAUUGUUCUUGUAGUUUAGAUGAAAUGCAAAUCAAACCUCAAAGAGGUGUUAACAAGAGUAUUUUAGAAUAAAAAUCUAAAAUUUUAGUUUUGUCUGUCAAGCACAACCACAUUUCUACAGGAACUGUUGGCUAAGAUGUUGAGGAAACAGAAAUGCUGUUUAUAAUGAGUUACAUAAGGAAAAAUGUCCUUUAAUCUCACCAAUAGUGUGACAGCUUACUCAAUUAGUCACUAUAUGAAACCUGCUUUUAUUGGAGAUUAGAACUGAAUGUGUUUUGCUUUGCAGUUGUCACAAAGUGUUGGGGUGCAAACAGAUGUCCUUCAUAGUGCUGUCAAUGGCUUUAAAGAUAAACUUUUUUAUCAAGUAUUUUCUUGUGUCACUGCAGUCGCAUGACUUAAAACCAACUGUUCUUGUGGCCAUGUUCGUAGACCUUGAUACCCCUUUAUUUGAAAGAGGUGCUUGUGUAUGCUGACACUGUAAAAUAUUUAUGCUUUUCAACCAGUGAUUAUUUCUGAAUUGGUUUUCUCUGAAUUCUUUUAGGUGUGUAGUCGGUGAUUAGUUUCGGGGCUUGAGUCACACAAUGGAUAUUCUCACAUUCUUAAUUAACAUUUUCAGCUUCUUUCUUUAUAGACGAACUUUUCAGAGUUUAUUAUUUGAAGGAUCACAAAUGAAUAGCACAAUCAACAAGUUCGACCACAGAAAAAAAAAAAGUUCGACCACUUAGAUCAUCUGUGUCAGUUGCACCAAUUACCAAUGUGUUGAGAUGUAAUUUACACUUUUUGAAUCUGACAGACAUGUUCACUCUGUGUGCACUCAAUCCAGAAUGUUAAAUAUUAGAUCACGUUCAGUUACUGAUGAUAGAUGGAUUUUUCUUUCACUGUGCUGACAUCUAAUGGCAGGGCUACUGUCUUGCCACUAGAUGUCAUCAUAGAAACGCUUUGAUACCCGUCAGUCACUUCCUUUCUGUUAUUUUCUUACCAGGGAAGGAAAAUGUCGCUGUGUGUUGCUUUCAGUACUACAGCUGAGGGUAAAUCAAACAUUGUUUUAUUUUGCAGUCCACUGUACACAAUCGUUCCUCUGAACAGUUCAGUAUUUAGGUUAUACAGACUGUUUUUGUAGAGAAGGAAUCCAAAUUUUGAAAUGGCUUAUAGAAAUAGUACACAGCAGUUCUAGAAAAACAGCCUUUAAAAAAAAAAAAAAAAAAAAAAAAAAAGAAAUGCUCUCAUCCUUACUAUUGUCAGGACUCUGAUGGAUACCAAAUGAAUGGGGCAUUGUAUUUGAUAUGCACUGGACCACUUCAAUUGAACCAAAAUCAGCAUGUGUUCAAUGAGUUUGACAAGACAGAUGCAAUGUAAUAUAACGUGCCUGUGUUUUGCUGCAAGAGGGAGUGUACAGUACAUGCAUCUCACAACAACACACAUUUAGCAAAAAGUUUGCCGUAUUGGGAUCAUUCUAGUAAAUAUCCACCGCAUCCACUCUGGCUUUUCUUGAUUCCUCGUGUCCCAUAUCCUGGUUUGCUUCUCAGGAUUCAUUAGCGGAGAGAAGAAUUAUUUCAAAAGAAAAGCGAGAAGAAAACAGGCACAAAGAGUCACUGAGGAGUUUUCCGCCAUUUACGUUUACGUUGUCUGAGUAUUUGUGACAAAAUUUCAUCAAAUGUCAUGUCAGAAGGAAUAACGCGCUAAAAUUUUUAAAAAGCACUACGCUAAUGUCAAAAAAUUCUUUUGAGUCUUCAUUUCUGGGGAGUGAAUUUGUAGAGUCACUUUGGCCAGAUGUGCAAAGUUUUGAAGGAAGCAGAAAAAAACGACUCCAUGCUUGAACCUAUCGGAUCACGUGAUGAUUAGACGUAAAGAAAAUUCUCCAACCAAACGCACCGGGACACAAAUAAGAACAUGGUGUCUUUCCAGAUUUCUGUUGAUGAAAAUGUGCCUUUUAUUUGUACAAAUGGUGUUUUUAUUUCUCUUUCUCUCUCCCUUCAAAGUGCAAUAGCUGAUCUUCAAUGGGGCAUGCCUGUUCACUAGAGGUUGUGUUUCGCCCUGCUGCGUGUUGCUGCUUGAGACUUCUGUUUUCUCUGUCUCUUUCCCUCCCUCCCUCUCUAUUAUAUAUUAUAAAUGUAUCAUUUCCAGAUUCUAAAUAUAAAUCUUUGUCUGAGGGGAAAGAUCACAGAAACUCACUAUUUUGGGACAGGUAUAGUAAAAAAAAAAAAAAAAUUAAAAAAAAGAAAAAAAAACAUAGAAACAACAAGUCCAAAUGAUGUUUACAGAUUUAAUCUUUUGGUUGUAUGGGUUUAUCAUUAUUCUGUAUGACUGUUGGCAAUAAAACCGUGAAUGUGUAGAA